Messenger RNA from Lachancea fermentati, 621 nucleotides. Lineage: Eukaryota; Fungi; Ascomycota; Saccharomycetes; Saccharomycetales; Saccharomycetaceae. The record is from the annotation of a GenBank genome assembly.
AUGCCAAAUACGGUAGCUAGAUGCACGUAUCCCACGCACGUGCGCAGCGGCAUUGCGUCCGAGCCAUGGACACAAAACAGGGCUUCAGAAAGGCUCGCAUCGCCCGCCCACGUGCAUCAGACAGGCACUCCCCAUUAUGCAGGCCGCUGCACGUGGAGCUUGUUUUUGUGUCAUUUUGAGGCAAGUGCCUGCUCGGCCAGGCGCCGGGCCGGAGUCGGCAUUCUGCGGCGUCGCGUCGCACGUCGCUACGUCGCUGGACACCCAAACACCGCAUAUCCAUUGACGUCCCCGGGCUUUAGGCUUCCCUUUGCGCCCCGCAGGGGGACGCGACGCAAAAGCGUCGCAGGCCACCCCCGAACUCAAAGAUCGCUUAACACGUGGCUAAUCUGCCAUGUGAAUCUCAUUAUCUUUCAUGCAUGCCUAGGAUUCUAUGAACCACCUUGGCGUACGCCAUUGCUGAGAAAAGUGUCGAGACUGUCCAAGAUGGAAAUUCGGCUGCAAGGAUGCAGGGUAUAUAAGGUUAGCGCAUUUACAUUGCAAAAUUUUCCUUGUGGGCAUUGUAUAAAAAGUGUAAACGACUGUAAACGCUUGCAACGCUUGAAACGCUUGUACUGUUCGUGA